This is a messenger RNA of Leptosomus discolor (cuckoo roller), 952 nucleotides long. Lineage: Eukaryota; Metazoa; Chordata; Aves; Leptosomiformes; Leptosomidae. The record is from RefSeq and is a predicted model, not a curated record.
UCUCAUGACUUAGUCUUUACUCCACUACCUAUUAAAGAAGGAGACAAGACGUACAUAGACAGCUUCAAUUCAGACACCCAGAAGGACACAGAAAGGCAAGACAAUUUAACAGAGCUAACUGUAUGCUUAUCUUGUGGAGAGUGUUCCAAGCUCGCCUUUAUGUUGCCCAUUUUCUUCUCUGCAUUUAUCCUGUCUGCUUGCUGCUUAACCAAAGGAAACUGCAUCUCCUACGAUGAGCUGAAAGAUCUGAAGACUGAAUUUGCCAUCAAUCUGUACCAGCAGGUAUCCGAAGCAGAGAACAGAACCAAUCUGGUAGUCUCUCCAGCAAGUGUGGCUGUUUCUUUGGAACUGCUGCAGUUCGGAGCUCAAGGAAAUACCUUUACGGAGCUGCAGGAUGCCCUAGGAUACAACAUUCAUGAUCAAAUCGUGCAGGAUUUCUUACAUGCAGUGUACGAAGGAGCAAUCAACUCCAGCCAAGGCACGGUGGUUCAGCUGGCAUGUUCCUUCUUCGUGGAUGCCAGCGUGCAGCUCUCGCCCAUCUUCGCUUCACGUGCUGUGGGCUGGGCAAACAGCAGCCUGCAGCAAACCAACUUCACUGACCCCAACAGAACCACAGCCCAAACACAGGACUGGAUCACUGGUAACCUUGGAGGCCAGUUCCAGACUGCAGCUCUGGAAGGUUUCAGCGUGGUCGAGUUACCCUACCUGGGGGAGAAACUCAGCAUGUUCCUAGUGCUUCCCAGUCACAAAAGAACAUCUUUGUCCCGAAUUGAGUCUCACCUUUCCGCCAAAACCAUAACCCUCUGGGCCAACAGCUUAAAAAGAACAAAGAUGGACAUUUUCCUACCUAGGUUCAGUAUUCAAAGCCUUCUUGACCUAAAGACAGUUUUUUCUGCCUUGGGAAUCAGAGACGCAUUUGAUCCCAUCACUGCUAAUUUUAAAGGCAUUUCAG